Molecule: messenger RNA, 2306 nt
Organism: Gracilinanus agilis (Agile Gracile Mouse Opossum)
Lineage: Eukaryota; Metazoa; Chordata; Mammalia; Didelphimorphia; Didelphidae
Gene: NAGS
Product: N-acetylglutamate synthase
Exons: 7
Coding region: 1-1668 (555 amino acids)
Biological process (GO): glutamate metabolic process; L-arginine biosynthetic process
Cellular component (GO): mitochondrial matrix
Molecular function (GO): L-glutamate N-acetyltransferase activity, acting on acetyl-CoA as donor; arginine binding
Source: RefSeq, a predicted model, not a curated record
AUGGCGACAGCUCCAGUGACCCGAACCCUGACCGGGAUGGCCGCGGCUGCAGGGAUAGGGGUGGGGACCGGGGCAAAUUCGCGACUCCGAGCUCUGGGGGUUUCUCGCAGACUAAGCAGUAGUGCUAGGCGCCGGGGAUCCGGGGGUGCCAGUCCUGGUCGCCGCCUCAGUACUGCCCGGGUCCGGACCCAACCGCCGCGGGAGGAGGCCGAGCGCGGUCCCGAAGAGGCAGCAGGUGACAGGGGACCUCCGCCCGGAGUGGGUCCGCCUGCCGCCGUCACGCUCCCGCGGCCAGCAGCCUCGCCGCCGCAGCAGCCGAAGCUGCCGCCUGCUGUGGCCCCCGCGCUGCGUUCCAGCGGGUCGCUGGUCCAGCGGGACAUCCAGGCGUUUCUGAGUGAGUGUGGGGCCAGUCCCGGGGAGGCGAGGCAUUGGCUCACCCAGUUCCAGACCACCUAUGACUCGGCGGACAAACCUUUUGCCAUCAUCGAGGUGGAUGAAGCUGUGUUCAGGUGCACAGAGGCAGUCCUAAGUCUGGCCUUCGCCCUAGCCUUCCUGCAACGGAUGGAUAUGAAGCCACUUGUGGUUCUUGGACUCCCAGCACCCACUGCAGCCUCUGGCCGCCUUUCCUUCUGGGAGGCCAAGACUCAAAUGGCUCAAAGCUGCAAGAUCCUUGCAGACUCCCUUAGACACAAUGCAGCCACAGCUGUGCCCUUUUUUGGAGGAGGGUCUGUGCUGAGCGCUGCUGAACCUGCCCCCCAUGCCACCUAUGGGGGCAUUGUCUCUGUGGAGACAGACCUGCUAAAAUGGUGCCUGGAGUCGGGUAGCAUCCCCAUCCUGUGUCCUAUUGGCGAGACAGGUGCCCGGCGCUCUGUGCUGCUCAACUCCUUGGAGGUCACUGCCGCUCUGGCCAAGGCCCUGCUGCCCACCAAGAUCAUCUUUCUCAACACCACAGGGGGCCUCCGGGAUGCUCAUGAGAAGGUUUUGAGUAAUGUGAACUUGCCAGCUGACCUGGACUUAGUGACAAAUGCCCAGUGGCUGAACCGCAAGGAGAGGCAGCAAAUUCGGCUCAUUGUGGAUGUGCUGAGCCGACUAUCCCAUGACUCUUCAGCUGUUAUUACAUCUGCCAAUACCUUACUUACAGAACUUUUCAGCAACAAAGGAUCGGGGACCCUCUUUAAGAAUGCCGAGCGGAUGCUCCGAGUAGACAGCCUAGAGAAGUUGGAUCAGACACGGUUGGUGGACCUUGUAAACUCGAGUUUUGGCAAGAAGCUUCGGGAUGACUAUUUGGCCUCUCUUCGACCACGGCUGCACUCCAUUUACUAUUCUGAAGGGUACAAUGCUGCAGCCAUCCUGACUACUGAACCUGUGCUGGGGGGCACCCGAUACCUGGACAAGUUUGUGGUGAACUCUAGCCGGAAAGGCCAGGGCUCGGGCCAGAUGCUCUGGGAAUGCAUGAGGCAGGAUCUGCAUCGACUGUUCUGGAGAUCCCGUGUCACCAAUCCUAUCAAUCCUUGGUACUUUAAGAACUGUGAUGGCAGCUUCUCCAACAAACAGUGGAUCUUCUUCUGGUUUGGCCUGUCUGACAUCCGUGACUCCUAUGAGCUUGUAAAUCAUGCCAAGGGACUGCCCGACUCCUUCUGCAAACCUGCCUCCGACCCAGGCAGUUGAUAAGAACCAUCAACCCUUCAUGCCCCAGCCCAACUGAGGGCACACUCAUGAGCCAUGCUGAGGCAGUGGUCCCCAGGAAGUUAGGAGACAAGCCUAGGCUUGCUGGCUGAGGAUCUUGCAAAGAAGGGGAGAGGUGAAGGCCUUGAGGUCCUUGUACUCUGGGGAGGGGAAGGAGCCAGUGAAGUAGCAGAAACAGGGAGGCUGGCUCAGCUAGAGGAAGUAUGGGUACUGCCAGCUGCUCCAAAGCAACUGGUACCUAUUUCUUUAUCAGCUCCGGAAACCCCUAUCCUAUCAGGGCUCCUAACCCCAGCCAACUGAUAUGUGGGUGAAAUACACGGCCACCUCCGUGUGUGAUCCAAGGCUUCCUGUCCCCAGAUAUCACCCUCGCCUACCCUAAAUUUCGCCAUUUAAGAUAAGUUUUUCCAGUCUUAGGUUUGGUUUCUCUUGAAUCUCCUACUUAAAUUUUUAGCUUUCAGAUUGGGCAAGGUGGGGUGGAAGGAGGAACAAUUGACAAUGAAAGAGAGCAAAGUCCUGAAAGGAUAGGUCACAGAAGAGGUUCUUGGGGUUGGAAAGAAAAAUAGCAAAGUAGAAGCAUUUUCUUUUCUUUUCUUUUUAAAACCCUUACCUUCUGUCUUAGA